Molecule: messenger RNA, 276 nt
Organism: Lottia gigantea (owl limpet)
Lineage: Eukaryota; Metazoa; Mollusca; Gastropoda; Lottiidae
Exons: 2
Biological process (GO): DNA recombination; DNA repair
Molecular function (GO): DNA helicase activity
Source: RefSeq, a predicted model, not a curated record
CGGCCACACUACGUUGAAAACACCAGUUCUCGUCCGAUCACUGAAGUUAAGCAACGUCGGGCUCGGUUAGUACUUGGAUGGGUGUCCGCCUGGGAACACCGAGUGUUUCGACCAGUUCCUGGCCUGGACAAAAUUUAUGAGCCGAAAUUAAUUUUUCUGUGUUUACGGCCAUACCACGUUGAAAACACCAGUUCUCGUCCGAUCACUGAAGUUAAGCAACGUCGGGCUCGGUUAGUACUUGGAUGGGUGACCGCCUGGGAACACCGAGUGCUGUAG